Caenorhabditis remanei is the source of this 447-nucleotide messenger RNA. RefSeq lists its product as uncharacterized. The transcript is spliced from 3 exons. Lineage: Eukaryota; Metazoa; Nematoda; Chromadorea; Rhabditida; Rhabditidae. Bases 1 to 447 code for a protein of 148 amino acids. The record is from RefSeq and is a predicted model, not a curated record.
AUGGACUACUUGAUGAUCUUCCUCGAAUUGAUUUUCGUCGUCCAGACCGCUUUCCUCGCGACAUGGACCACCACUUUCAUCUAUUCGGCCAGUGACAUGUGUACACUUGCCGAGAUCUCCAUUUCAGUUUUUUACUACAUCGCAGUGCUCAUGCAAGUUCGCUAUGUGAUCAUUCUCGAUUUCUUGCUCUGCAUCACAGACAACGUCAUCCUCAUCAGCAUCAAGUUCGAAAUGGAGAUGGUUCAACACUUCCAGCAAGAUUGGAACAUCUUCAUCGCGUCUGCUGUUGGACACUUGUUCCACAAUUUCAUGUUCUUCGGUCUGUUCCUCGUGCAGUACAAGUGGCAGGAGUGUAAUAAGUCAUUCGAGGCUCUCCAACAAGCCGACUCCAAAGACCAGAACGAGGAAAAAAACAAGGAGAAGACUGCUCCAAUUGAAUAUGUUUGA